Messenger RNA from Zingiber officinale, 1419 nucleotides. RefSeq names its product zinc finger BED domain-containing protein RICESLEEPER 1-like. Bases 745 to 1419 code for a protein of 224 amino acids. The transcript is spliced from 3 exons. Gene Ontology annotation, molecular function: DNA binding. The record is from RefSeq and is a predicted model, not a curated record. Lineage: Eukaryota; Viridiplantae; Streptophyta; Magnoliopsida; Zingiberales; Zingiberaceae.
CAACGGUUUAACCAAGAAAGAUUUAGAGAGUUGCUAAUCUUAGCAAUUGUGAAGCAUGAUUUACCUUUUCAGUUUGUGGAAUAUGAGGCAAUUAGAUCUAUUUUUACGUAUUUGGAAGCUCAAGUAAAUUAUUUCACUAGAAACACCGCAAGGACUGAUAUUCUCAAGAUGCAUAAAAAUGAAUGCAAUAGAAUAGCUCAAGAAAUGCAUUCAUGCCCUGGAAAAAUUUGUUUCAAUUCUAAUUUGUGGACUUCUAUUGCCACUGAUGGUUAUAUAUGCUUGACAGCACAUUUCAUUGAUUCUAAUUGGGUUUUACAAAAAAGGAUAAUUAACUUCUCUUACAUGCCUCCACCUCACUCUGGUAUUGCAUUGUGUGACAAAAUUAAUAGUUUAUUCAAUGUUCGGGGAAUUCAGAGAAAGGUUUUCACAAUUACAUUAGACAAUGCGGCUGCAAAUGAUGUGUUUGUUGGCCUUUUAAGGGAUCAACUUGGUUUAAAUUGUUCAUUAGUGAGUGGCGGCGAGCUUUUGCAUGUUCGUUGUUGUGCACACAUUCUCAAUUUAAUUGUGCAAGAAGGUUUGAAAAGAAUUGAUAGUUCUGUUGAUAAAAUUCCUGAAUGUGUAAAGUAUGUGAAAGGCAGUCAAGUGAGAAAGCAAAAGUUUAUAGAAUCGGUUACCCAAACUUCACUUGAUUCUAAGAAAUCACUAAGGUAAGAUGUUCCUACUAGAUGGAAUUCUACAUAUUUGAUGCUUUCUAGUGCCAUGUAUUAUCGGCGUGCUUUUAAUCAUUUGAGAUUGGCUUAUACUAAUUUCACACAUUGUCCGGGACAAGUUGAAAAAAUAUUCAAAUUCCAUGAGGCUUUCUAUGAGACAACAACUUUGUUUUCUGGAGUGAAAUAUCCUACUGACAACCUUUACUUUCCUCGCAUCUUUACGGUUCAGUUGACAAUAAGUCAAGCCUUGCAAAGCUCUGAUGAUUUCAUGAGAUCAAUGGCCAAUCGGAUUUUUCAUAAAUUUGAUAAGUACUGGAAAGAUUAUAACAUUUUGUUUGCCAUUGCCGUGAUAGUUGAUCCGAGGUUCAAGAUGCAAUUUGUUGAGUUUUGUUACAACAAGUUAUAUGGACAUGGUAGUAAUGAAUUAAGUCUUGUAAGAUCCAAAUUGGUUUCUUUGUUUGAGGAAUAUAUGCACAUGGGUAUUGCUUCCAAGGUAAGUACUAGCAGUGCAUCUUCGAGCUCUCAUAGUGUCAUUGAUGAUAAUGCUUCUCAUGCUCUAAAUUUAGGCAGCGGAUGCAUGGAUGUUUUGAAGGAAUUUGACACUUUUCAAAGUUUAGAAUUCAUUGGCAGAGCUCAAAAGAGUCAAUUAGAGCUAUAUUUGGAAGAACCAACAAUUGAUAGAAUAACAAAAUUAGAUGUUCUCGGCUAG